Messenger RNA from Vitrella brassicaformis, 2167 nucleotides. Lineage: Eukaryota; Vitrellaceae. The record is from the annotation of a GenBank genome assembly.
GCACGAUCGGAUCGGAUCGUGGCCAGGGAACCCCCGGCAGGUCUGGAUGGCCAGAGGCGGGUGUGGCAGACUCUUGGCUUUCUCUCGGCAAAGCAGCACGUCCAGCGCCUGUACGUAUUAGCUUGUGUGGCACAAAAGCCAGGGCGGAAGGCUGGCUGUAAGGAUGUUGUGGAUGGCGAACCUGUGUAGAGUUCCAUCUGCAGUCGGGCAGCAGGCUUGACAUGGCGUUGAUCAUCUUGGUGGUCGGUGUGACGAAACCAUAGUUGCCAAAUCGAGGAAUGUGUGCCCUGUGUGUGUGUGUGUGUGUGUGUACCUGUUCUGGCGUGUCCUCCUGCACAGCCGACACACACAUAGACAGAGAAAACUAUGAGAGGCGCCCUCUCUCUCACUGUGUGCGUAUGCAUGUGUGAAUAUAGCCGACCUGAUUGUAAUGUGCAAAAGCCCCUUCACCAUCGCAAGGAAAUGUUUCUGGAAAGAAGGAAGCAGUGUCCCGCAGUCCUUGUGAUACACACACGGUCAAACAACCGAUCAGACAUGCACAUGCGUGUGAGUAUGUGUAUAUGUACCUGACGAACUUGAUGAGGUCGCCCUCACUCGAGUAUUCCAUGAAGGUGUGACGAGUAUCUGUGUGCACCCCUCGGUCUGCGUCAUGGCCUCGGUGGCGCUUGAGGUGGUCAGUUUGACGGGGCUGCUGGAUGUUUCGACACGUGGGCAGCCUGCAAACACAUCCAAGAAAGGGUUGCCUGCUUGUGUAAUAUGUGAAAUCGACUGCGUGUGUGUGUGUGCGAGUGUUGUGUGCACCCACCUGACGAUGUUGUCGUGUUUGAGAGGCGACCAGUAGCCGACUUCCUCGUUCCACUGUUGAAUGGCUUGGCUUUCUGCAGACACACCACACACACAGAGGUGGGAGGGCGGCCGGUGUGUGCUCUUUGUGGGCAUGGUAUCGACUCACGGGUUUCUGGCCUGACGUGAGUGAUCUUGGCAGCCACCAGGUCGGCUGCACACACACAGGAACACACGAACACCAUUUAGGCCAGAUGCACUUGCGCACCCCACCCACACAUGCAUGUGGUUUGCUUACUCGGUGUAUCUGUCAGCUUGGUGGCCACAUGCACGUGACCGCCGCUCCCACACGAGAGAAACUGCAUAGAUGAUACACAGAUGACUGACAUACACGCCAUCACUGUGUUUGUCAGUACGCACCAUGCCGACUAGGUGUCCACCAGCAACGGCAACCCGUCGGAGUGACUUCGUCGUCUCGUUUGUCUUGACGGUGAGCAGGCGCCGAUAGGCGGCCAUGAACACGUGCCAUUUCUGAUUGAUUCGUCGACACACAGAAACAAUCAUGGACGGGGGCUCGAUCUCUCCCUCCGUGUUUCUGCUGGCUUGCCUUGAGUUUCUCCUCGGCUUUCUCUCCGGUGGGUUGGCCGCCUGUCUGCGUGGGCGGAUGGAUGGAUGGAUGGAUGCAUCGAUGUCACAUCAUAUAUGGAAAGUGAAUGGCGAGUGUGAUUUCCACCCACCAUUCCAGGUUGAAGUGAUCCAUCAGCCUGUCCCCUAUCCGCUCCUCCCCAUACCUACACACAACACGGUACAGACAGAUGCGAUCCAGUCUGAGCUCGUCUCUGUGGCGCUCAGCUCACCUCUGAUUAGGUAGCGCAGUUCGAGCAGCUCUCUCAGCAUCUCUGCGGCGCCUUGGCGAUCCUCGGUGUGGGGGACAUUAUCACUUGACGACCGGACCGGCACCCUCCACUUCGACGCUGCAGGCAGGGUGGGAGUAGGCAGCAUGUGUACGCCCGCCAUUGAACGCCGCCAUUCCUGUGAUGAGGAGAAAGGCCGGCUCGUGUGCUGAAAGUGUCUGCCGUGGAUUCGUUCACCCCCUAUCUCUGGAAUGCGUUUUUUGCGGGAAACCGCAAACCAAGAUUCGAUUGAUCGCGAAACCCGAACGGGGAGAAAAAUGCAGGAAAACUUCUCGAGUAAAUUAGGGUUUGUGGGGUUGUCGCGUCUCGCGCGAAAAUCUCGUGGAACUUGCUUCCUUCUUCCGAUUGUGUCUAUUGUGUAUCACCGCAUCUUGCGAGAGUAAUAGCGCUGCGGUCAGCUGCCCUGGAUCCGUUUCCAUGCUCAGCCAGUAGGCUCUUGCGAUCUCAUUCUUGGCAGACUCUGACUUAAG